GCACAUCUAAAAAUUGGCGUUCCAGAGAACUAUGAUGGUAUUUUCCCGUGGUACCUCACCAAGCUUCCUGAUCUUCCCAACACUUACACUGAUCUGAUGGUGACUGGUGAUGAGGAGGGGAUCUUUGGGGUUGAGUCUGGCUUCUUGUAUGCCCUCAAACCAUUAGACAGAGAGAAACAGCCCUCUUACUCUCUGCAGGUGUCCUUCACAGCCUCAAUGCAUCCUCAGAGUUUCACUGUGGAGGUGUGUGUCAUUGACAAGAAUGACAACGUGCCAGUGUUCCUGGAAGAGAGCAUGAGAGGCAGUGUGCAGCUGGGUCUCCUCAAAGGCAUCCCAUUCAUGCAGGUGGAGGCUUUGGACCGGGACGACCGGAACACGGCCCAUGCUGACUUGCGAUUCAGCUUGCUCGACCAGACUCCGCGCAUCCCUGCCAGCCACAUGUUCCAGAUUGACUCAUUGUCUGGAGAGGUGUCUCUAACUGAAGAUGGAGCUUCAACACUGGACCCAGAGAUGUGCGGUCGCUAUAAACUGUCAGUGAUGGUGAAGGACAUGGCUGGGAAGGCCAACGCGUUCUUCUCCACGGGCACCGUGCUGGUGGAAGUGACAGGAAACACUUGGGCGUCGCCUGACCCCGUGAGACUCCAGGAGAACCUGCCCGGCCCGUAUCCCAUCCCCAUCUCCCAGGUAAAGUGGAGCGGUAGUGAGGUGGAAUAUAGCCUGGAGGGAGAGUUUCCAGAGAUGCUUUUCACCAUCAGCAGAGAGGGUGUCAUUUACCUCAAUGCCCCUUUGGACAGAGAGACACAGGACCAGUUUCACAUCAGUAUAUUUGUAGAGCGGCCAGAUGGCAGAGAGAUAGCUAAGCCGGUGGAGCUGAGGGUUAUGGUGGGAGAUGCCAAUGACAACAGACCAACAUUCCCUCAGAUGCAGUACCACACAGUCGUUAAAGAACUCGCCACCAAAGGAACAGAAAUUCUCACAGUCCAGGCAGCAGACAACGAUGAUCCAAAAACGGACAACGUUCGGAUCUUCUACAGGCUGGUGGGACAGGUGCCAGAGAACCCACGGGCUCUUUUCCGAGUGGAUCGUGACUCAGGGGUCAUUACAGUCAAUUCAGACAGCAUGGAGGGAACUGCCCCUCAGUAUACACUGACCAUUACUGCAGAGGAUGCUAAAGGUUUGAACAGCUCCUGUACUGUUAUAGUGAAAGUGCUGGAUGAGAACAACCACUCACCUGUCUUCUCCCAGCAUGAGUAUGGCCCCUUUCACCUGCCUGAGGAUUCUGCAGUGGGUACCACAGUAACAGCAGUGUCAGCAUGGGAUGCUGAUGAAUGGGGAGGAGACAGCUGGCAGGUGGAUUACCGGCUGGAGUCUGGUAAUGAGGAAGAGGUCUUUACCCUCGUAACAGACAGACAGACCAACGAGGUUUCCCUCGUCCUUGAUAAGGUCCUGGACUUCGAGCGGGAGAGUGAGUACAUCUUGGUGCUCAGCGCUCAAAACCCAGUGGCCCUUGUGCGCGGCAGGUAUGGGCCUGCUUCCACGGCAACAGUCUCAAUUUUCGUUGAUGAUAUCAACGAAGGUCCUGUUCUGUCCCAGAGCCACUAUGAGGUAACAGUCAGAGAAGGGGAGGAACCGGGACGAGUUAUUGCCACAAUCCGAGGAUACGACCCUGACUCACACCCAAUCAGGUACUCUCUCAGAGGAGACACUAAGAGGUACUUCUCCAUUGGGAAGUAUUCUGGGGAGCUGAAGACCGUGCAGGCCCUGGACAGAGAAGAAAACAGUACUUAUACCAUGGAGGUGGUGGCAGAAGAUGGAAGGAAUUCCUCUCUGUCUGCUUCCACUUUGGUGACUGUGCACAUUCUGGAUGUGAAUGAUAACAGUCCCGUUUUGGUGGGGGAUUACUCCUGGAAGUACCUGUGUACUCCACGCUGGGAGGACCAAGCUCUGGUUCUAGCCUCCCGUGACAGUGAUGGCCCACAGCAUGGUGGAAGACUCAACUUCUCCCUCCGGAGUGACGCCACUGUACGCCGCAACUGGAAACUCACACCCAUCAAUGACACUCACACCAACCUGUCUCUGAACAUUCCUUACCUGCCUCCUGAAGUCUACACUGUCCCUUUUACCAUUUCCGAUAGCAGCUCCCCACCCAGGAGCACCUUCAUCAACCUCCCAGUGACAGUUUGUUCAUGCAACGUGAGAGGAAACUGCAAGACUGCCGCUAAGCAGCUUCCAGGCAUGCCCACCAUCCAGUCCACCCUUGGCGUUCUGCUGGGAACCCUGGGUGUCAUAGGAAUCAUCCUAAUUGUUAUUUUCAUGAGACUGUCCUACCAGGAGCCUAAACCUCCAAACAAGGCCAACCAGGAGAGAGUGCCUCUGAAAAUCUCAAUUUAA
Molecule: messenger RNA, 2391 nt
Organism: Chanos chanos (milkfish)
Lineage: Eukaryota; Metazoa; Chordata; Actinopteri; Gonorynchiformes; Chanidae
Gene: cdh16
Product: cadherin 16, KSP-cadherin
Exons: 16
Coding region: 97-2391 (764 amino acids)
Biological process (GO): calcium-dependent cell-cell adhesion; cell morphogenesis; homophilic cell-cell adhesion
Cellular component (GO): plasma membrane; catenin complex; adherens junction
Molecular function (GO): calcium ion binding; cadherin binding; beta-catenin binding
Source: RefSeq, a predicted model, not a curated record